UCUGCUCCUUGUAAGAGCGGAAAGGACCAGCCAGUCCAUACAGCUGCUAGAGAUGGCAAAGAAGGUGCUGGCGGUCCUCCUACCCCUUGUGCUGUGUGUGAUCGGGGUCAUUGGGAUCCUGCUGCUGGCCCUUCCUGCUAGGGAGAUCACUGAACCCCCAAAGUUUAAGUAUGGCAUUGUCCUGGAUGCAGGCUCCUCCCACAGCGCUCUCUUCAUCUACAAGUGGCCGGCGGAUAAGGAGAAUGACACCGGUAUUGUCAGUCAGCACAGCAUGUGUGAUGUGAGCGGCCCUGGAAUAUCAAGCUACUGGAUGACUCCUCCAGAUGCGGCAAAGAGCUUGGAAAAAUGUCUGAACCAGGCAGUGAAAGAUGUCCCAGCUAGCAGACAUGCGAUCACCCCCCUAUACCUGGGGGCCACUGCUGGCAUGAGGCUGUUGAACUUGACCAAUACUAAGGCCUCUGAAGCGGUCCUGGAUGCAGUCAGUGCCACACUGAAGUCCUACCCUUUUGACUUUCGAGGGGCAAAGAUCUUGUCUGGUCAGGAUGAAGGUGUGUUUGGUUGGGUGACCGCCAACUAUCUCCUGGAAAACUUCAUCAAGUACAGCUGGAUUGGGCAGUGGUUCCAGCCUAGGAAGGGGACUCUGGGAGCCAUGGAUCUUGGCGGGGCAUCUACACAAAUUACGUUUGAGUCUGCAGACAAGAUUGACAACCCAGAGAAUGAGGUGAACCUGAGGCUAUAUGGACAGUCAUAUCGCGUGUACACACACAGCUUUCUGUGCUAUGGGAGAGACCAGGUGCUGAAGAGAGUCCUGUCCAAAGUUAUUAAGGAACAGUCCUAUUCAACAAAUAUCCAGAAUCCAUGCUGGCCCAAAGGAUUAACCAAACCAGUAACAUUUGGAGAUGUUUAUGAGUCGCCAUGCACCUCUAGCGAGAAGCCGCCAGCCUAUGACCCCUCGGUGGAGAUGACCAUUUCCGGCAGUGGAGAUGGUGACCAGUGUAGGCAACAAGUGAACAAGCUCUUCCAGUUCGGUGACUGUCCGUACUCCUCCUGCUCCUUCGAUAAAAUCUUCCAGCCCAAAGUGUCCGGAAAAUUCAUAGCAUUUGCAGCAUUUUAUUACACCGUGGACUUCAUAAAAUCCAUAAUGAAGAUGCCAGUCAGCUCUCUGGAGGACCUGUAUACCGCCACCGAUGCCAUCUGCUCCUCCAGUUUUAGCGAUUUGACCAGCAAGGUGCCUUCACCUCAACAAAAACAUAUCCACGGAUACUGUGCCACCGCUAAUUUCAUCUACCUGUUAACUAGUAAAGGCUACAAAUUUGAUAACAGCACUUUCCCCAACAUCACUUUCCAGAGGAAGGCUGGAGACACUUCCAUCGGCUGGGCCCUUGGGUAUAUGCUGAACCUCACCAACAUGAUCCCAGCUGAGGAGACUUCAGUCCUUAAAGCCACUGACUUUAGUUCAUGGGCCGCCCUCAUUUUUCUCUUUGUAGUCAUCAUUUUAAUUGCUCUCAUCGUCCUAUUCAGCACAUACAGGUCAGGCAAACAGCAAACCAUCUGAUG
Nanorana parkeri is the source of this 1557-nucleotide messenger RNA. RefSeq names its product ectonucleoside triphosphate diphosphohydrolase 2 (gene ENTPD2). Gene Ontology annotation, molecular function: UDP phosphatase activity; GDP phosphatase activity. The record is from RefSeq and is a predicted model, not a curated record. The transcript has 9 exons. Bases 53 to 1555 code for a protein of 500 amino acids. Gene Ontology annotation, cellular component: plasma membrane. Gene Ontology annotation, biological process: nucleoside diphosphate catabolic process. Lineage: Eukaryota; Metazoa; Chordata; Amphibia; Anura; Dicroglossidae.